Manihot esculenta (cassava) is the source of this 1623-nucleotide messenger RNA. RefSeq lists its product as uncharacterized. Lineage: Eukaryota; Viridiplantae; Streptophyta; Magnoliopsida; Malpighiales; Euphorbiaceae. Gene Ontology annotation, biological process: intracellular protein transport; endoplasmic reticulum to Golgi vesicle-mediated transport. Bases 667 to 1323 code for a protein of 218 amino acids. The record is from RefSeq and is a predicted model, not a curated record. The transcript has 2 exons. Gene Ontology annotation, cellular component: endoplasmic reticulum membrane; endoplasmic reticulum.
UUUACUUUGUUGAGCGUGAAGCUAGGGAGGCGUGCCGCGUCGCUCGAUGUUUCAAUUUUCUAACCUCCACUCUACCUUAAGCUUUCUAUAGAAAUCUAACAAUCAUCAGCCUACCCAUCACCCAAAACACUUAACAAGUAGUGAGCCACACAUGAUUGUCUAUCUUCUCUUCUGGGUCUAAUGGUUACUGCCCUUUUUUUCUCCGCCUAAUGCCUUUUUAAUCCCACUCUCAUUGCUCAUUUUGGCUUUUUGCUGAUACCCAUUUGGCCCGCCGAAAAGCAAAUUUAUUUGCUAAUUCCACCCACCACUAAUCCCCUAAAAGUCUUUAUUUUCCUGGAAGCUAAAGAAGCUCAGGAAAAGCUUCUGCCUUUAUUUUGCUUAGAGGACAGAUCUGUAACUUUGCAAACCCAUGUUUUGAUGAUUAAACCUGAUUUUAUGAGCUGGUUUUCUUGCUUUUCUUGUAAAUUUCAGACCCACUCUUCAUUUUUUUUAAUCUUUGUUUCCUUUUUCCCAGUUGUUCCUGCUCGUGUGUAAAGCGUAAUUAGGUUUAAAUGAAAAAGAAGAGCUUCUUUUUGUUUUCUGCCUGAAAUUAAAGAUCUUUAGGUUUUAAAAUCCCCCUUUUGUUUUCCUGAAAAUAGAGGGUGGGCAUUGUUUGUUGAAGCAGAGAUGAUUUAUUUGUUGUUCUUAGUUCUGUUUGCUGAGGGAGUUGUGGCAUUCUUAUUACUAGUAGAUAUUGGUCCCUUGAGAGAGUUAGUGAUAAAGAGUUUAGAUCAGCUGAAGAUGGGAAGGGGUCCAGCCACAGUGAAGACCAUUGCUGGUACCAUGUCUUUGAUUCUUGUUUCAAGCAUUACGAGUAGUUUUAAGAUCCAAAACAAGGGGGCAAAGCUUGGCACUAUGUCACCUAUGGAUCAGGUUCUGUGGAGGACCUACUUGCUUGAGGCAUCACUCAUUGGUUUCACACUAUUUCUUGGCUUCAUGAUUGAUCGUAUGCACCACUAUCUAACGGAAUUUAUUGGAUUGAGAAGUAGCAUUGGAUCUUCAAAAGAAGAAGUUGAAAGGCUUCAAAAAGAGAAAAUGCAGCUUAAAGACAAGGAAGAGAAAGCUUCCAAGGAAAUACAGCAACUCAAGGAACAAAUUUCUACUCUAACAAAGAAUUUGAACAAGCUGAAGUUGGAAAAUGAAGAGAAGGACAAGCAAAUUGAAACCGCCGAAGCUCAUGUUGUUUCUCUUCAGAAACAAUCUGCUGACCUGCUACUUGAAUAUGACCGUUUGUUAGAAGACAACCAAAAUCUUCAAGCUCAAAGUCUAGGAUACAAGGGCUGAGGAAAUUCUGAAAUUUGCCAAGUAAUUCAGGUUUUGUGAAGUAUUUUGUUUUACCAAUUUCAUGGAAAUGGCCAUUAAUCAAUCCAUCAUGGCUGGGUAAAAUGAGGCAUUAGCAACAUUUUCCCAGAGCAGAGAAUGACUUCCAUUGACAAGGAUGAAAAAUUUUGUAUUCUCAAUCUAGAAUCGUUGAUUCUGCCAUCUUUGUUUUCUGUUUUUGGUAAUGACUUUUCGUUUCAUUUAGCUUGCUCCAACUGAUAUAGUAGUCAUCUGAUUUAGAUUGUUGAUGAUCAUUUUGGUAGA